Solea senegalensis (Senegalese sole) is the source of this 2021-nucleotide messenger RNA. RefSeq lists its product as uncharacterized. NCBI's taxonomy places the organism in Eukaryota, Metazoa, Chordata, Actinopteri, Pleuronectiformes, Soleidae. The coding region runs from base 304 to 1008 and encodes 234 amino acids. The transcript has 5 exons. The record is from RefSeq and is a predicted model, not a curated record.
UCUUCUCUGUGCAAAAUAUUUAGUUGGGGAGAAACUUCUUGUAAAUGAUCCUUUGUUUGUUGGUAUUAUAGUGGCACUAGAUUGAGCGACACAGACGUGACGCACUCCGGAGAGGACGUCAUGCGUCCGUGCUUAUGCACGCGCUCACAUCCACUGUGGCAUGUUUAUCGUCGCGAGGAGUGAGUGGCAGAGCGCAUGUGGACUGACUUCGGAGACAAUGACGAGGAGGGACGGAGCCCAGCUCCGUUUUUACUCUCAGGUGUAGUCUCUUUUUAAAACAACAACAACAACAACAACAAAAACAUGAGAGUCUUUGUGCUGAGGAUGAUGAGCUCAAGAGGAUUUCUUAAGGCAUCACUAACAGGUUACACUGAGGAAAUGUCCACAACUGCGAGUCCAACCAGUCCCUCCUCUCUGCUGACAUCGGAUCAACUCACGGUGGUCGCUGCGUCCUUUUCUUCUUUGGUGUUCUUUGUGAUUGUUGUGGGGCUGCUGUCCAUUAUUUACCGCAAGGAUCCACAGUGCUGCAAAGGCCGCUCCUAUCAGCGGCCACAUGCCAAUAUGGAUGCUCCUCCUCAGUAUUACAGCAGCAGACAGACACUGGUGGGAUCUUCGUAUCUAGAGCAGACGCAGAUCAUGGAUGACAGCAGCACUCAGGCAGGUCAUCUAUUCUUUGUCGGUCGGCCCUCCAGCUACAGUCUGCCAACACUGGAGGCCCCCCUGCCGAGGCUGCCCUCCUAUGAGAGUGUCCGAAAGAAGGACCGCCAGAGGCAGAUCCACAUGAUGAUCGCAGACCGAUUUGGCCUCAAUGGACCCAUUGUGACUGAGCCACCGCCAUCCUACGAAGAGAGCGUCCGUCAGUCUGUGGAGCUGCCGUACAACAUCCUCUCAUCCGGCCUGGACAUCUCACCUCCUCAGAGCAUCUACACCAACAUGGGAGCUGACAUUCAGAGUGAAACAUCUCACCCAGUCAACUCAGGCACUAACAGCACUCAUCUACCCGUGUGAUGAAGCCUCUCGAUGAAUGUGACCUAAACCUGGUGGCUUUCAUGCGGAGGAAGAAACUCCUGAUCGCUGUUCAUGACUGGCACAUUCUCGCGGUCCAAAUAUCUCAAGACUGAUUAUACUGAGAGACAGUUUCACAGGGUUGAGGAGUGACCAAAGAAGAGCUGCACGCCUUUCAGGAGGAGGAGACAUUUUUCUGACAUGUUUGAAUGUUUAAAACAAUUUGUGACGAUUGCUGUUUUGUCUUUACCACAUGAGUUUCCAAAAAGAGAAACAAACACUGGAUAUUAACAGUGACUGAGGUGGCUGGUACAUCUUGAUGAGGACAGAGGAAAAGAGAUUUGUGACCCACAGGUCACAAAUAUACCAAAUAUUGUUUGCUCUUCUGAUUAUACUCUGACAGUUUUUACGGUUUGCUUUGCUCUUUUGUUCUGCUGUUCUUUAGCCUCGUACCUCAUUGUCUUGUUUCAGGGUGCAACUUAUUUGAUGACUGCUAUAAAGCAAAUGGCUUCUGCAUAUGGUUCAGCCUGUGAGGGGGAGAAUUUAAAAAGGUGCUAAUAAGAGUGCCUCUGAAGUUAUAAUAAGACAGCUCACUGUUCCGUGUUUAUUUUUGAUCUCAUUACCUUGGUUUAAUUUUAUUUUUGCCAAAGCUGGCAGGACUCUAUGAUCUCUACUUUCUUAUCAAACAUUUUAUUACAUAAAUAUGUUUUGUUUUAUAUACUGAUAUACUGAUUUAAGUCAUGACAGAAACGUAACAGUUUGCUUGUUCUAUUCUCUUACACAUGUCAAGUUCUCAGCAGAGUGACUGUGAAAUGAAACCAGUGAAGACAUGCCAAGUUUCUUGUCAUGACCUGUUUUGUUUGUCUUAACCCAGCAGUCAAUUUCUGUAACUUACUUAUGUGCAAAUGCAAACCUUUGUCCUGCACGUUGUUUUCAUCUGUAUUUAUUUAAGGGGGAAAAAUGGACUGUUCCUUUUUAUUCUGUUAAAAAAAAUUAAAUAAAGCAUUUUAAUGUUU